AUGGCUGCAUCACUAAGGGAAGCUUCUGCCAAUCUGGAAGUUCUGGAGGCCAGACAUGAGGGAAAGAAGAAAUCUAAAUUUAAAGCCUUCAAGAAUUUUUUUGGCAAGAAGAAGAGAAAAGAGCCUGAAGGUAUCCAGAGAAGAGGAAGCAGCUUGAAACCAAGCUCGUCCAACAGCAGCAUCAACAGCUCUUCUCUGAAUCUGGUUCAGGAAGGUCAACAAUCUACAUUUAGGGUCAGGGGAAACAUGAGCAAAUCCCUUUCCCAUGAAAGCGUCUUCAGGUCGAAGUCUGAGCUUGAAAGCCCAGAACGUAAAAUAUACCCCUCUCCAGAGCCCCAGAGUGGCAGAUCUCUGAAGAGAGCUCAUAUUUCCAGAACUCUGUCUAUCACUAGUAGUGUGCAUAGACCUGUUUCUGGAACUCUGCUUGGAGUUAUACCCCAUUACGUGCACAGAAGUGGAAUCUGGAUUGGAGGCUCCAAGAUCACUGAGAUUCCACCACUGCGCUCAUGCCAGCCCAUCAACCCAACCCUGAUACGAUCUGACACAAUCCCUAAGGACUUUGAAGAAAUCUCUGCUGCUGCUGAGUCACCUAAGACCCCACAAAAGGCUUUUCCACCGAUGUUGACAACGGAAAAGAGCUCCUUUGAGCCCUCAUCUAUACCCAUGCGUGCACAGUCCUUGACAACAUUUGCCACGCUCACCUCUCCCAGCAGUCCCCAGCUAUCCGUUAGUUUCAGCACCCCAGCUACCACCCAGGGCUGUUUGGAUUCUUCAGCUGCUCGACACAAGAUGGCUUUAAACCCCCGAAAACAAAAGAAGUACCUUCAAGCGACUAUGAAGCCAAAGCAGGAGGAGCCAGGCCUCCCACUGGUUUCUGAAGAGAAAACCAAACCAAAAGCAGUUACCCAAAAGAAGCUCAAAGACAGUGCAGGUCCCUCAAGUCAGGAACAGAGCAUCAAAACUGAGAUUUAUAAGACAACAGACCAGGCUGCAAAUGCAGAUACUGUUGAGAGUCCGGGCUACUCAUGGCCAGCAGCAUAUGGGAGACGGUGUGGAAAAAAAGAAUCAAGUGCUUCAGAAAAGAAUGAGUGUGGAUCCAAAGGAUGGGGCUUUAUACAACCUAGUCGAAGGCCUAGCUUAGGUAAUAGAGCUGGGUACUCAUCUGCUGAUAAGAUUGCCAGGGAUAGCCCUUUCUGGCGCUUUUCCUUGGAGAGACAAGUCAUGAAGCAGCCCAGAGCUCCACAAGUAGAAACCGCUACUCCUCAUGAGUUGCUUUCAGAUGAAAAUGACAUGAGAAGGAGAAUGGCUGGUUUAGAUUUUAAAACAAGAAAAGCAUCAUUAUCAUAUCUCAGACCUAAAGACAUGAAAGAGUCCAUGGCUAGUGGUCCAUCACAAUACCACGAAGAUGGAACUAAGAAGUCAGAAGCCAUAACUUCUCUUUCAUCAGUGGUGGAAAACCCUUAUAGCCAAGAAGUCAUCAUGUUUUCAGUGACAGAGAAGGCUCAGGUGCAUAUCGAUCCUUCUCAUAUUCAGUCAGAAGAGGAUGCUUCCAGCUUUGAUUCAAAAAAUGACCAAUUUGAAAUGAAGUCAGCUCAAGAUAACUCAACUAUCUGCGAAGAAACACCUUCUGGAAAUGUCAUCCAGGCCUUUCCAGCAAGUGUUUUGGAUAUGGCAAGUGCUUUGCCAGAGGGAGGAAUUUCUGUAAAGAGGCUGCCUCCCAGAAGCCUUUCCCAAUCUUUGGAGAAGCCAGAAGCUGAAGAAGUCUCCUCAUAUUCAGACAUUAGUGCUUCUUCAGAGGAGGGCAAUGGUUCUGAACAGAAGCUGGAUCCUGAAUAUUCUUUCCAGUCCAUGAUGAAGUCCAAAGAUGAUCAAGAAACCUUCCCAGAUUCUAACAGUUUUCUUGGGAACUUAUGCAGUUCUCAUGAGCAGCUGGCUCCCAGAUGUGCUUCCCAGGCUUUGGAGGAGCCUGAAGACAAAGUGCCCACAGAAUCAAAUAGGAAUUCUGAAAAAUACAGUAAUCCUAAUGAUUGGAGCAGUUCUGAGGAAGAUAUGCCUCCCAGACAUCCUUCCCCAGCCUUAGGGAUGCCCACAGCCCAACAGGAAAUCUCAGUUUCAAAGAAUACACUUGAGGAGGAGUUGGUUGUAUCUGUGGAGCAGACUCCUCCCAGACACCUUCCUCAGCCCUCUGUGAAGCCAUCUGUUCAGCAGCAACUCGCCUCAGGUUCAGCAAAUGCUUUUUCAGAUUGGGUGUCAACGCCUCCCAUGAACUUUUUCCAUCACUGGCUGAGCCCUACAUCCGAGGAAGAAGCAUCUGCAGGUCAAGAAAAUAUUGCUCCUGAGUGGGGCAUUUUUAUGGAGCCGCUGCCUCCCCGAGUGCAUUCAAGGCGCCUGAUGAAGCGUAAAGUUGAGCAACCAAUCUCCUCAGGGUCAGAAAUUGCUACUAUUGAAGGGAUCAUGUCUACAGAGCUGAAGCCUUCAAGAAAUAAUUCUCAGCACCCAGUGAAAUCAAUAGCUGAACAAGAAAUCUCUGCAGGUCCAGAGAGCACAGUUGUUAAGGGGAGCAUUUCUAUGGAGCCUCCUUUUCCUAACAUUUUUGCCCAGCCCAUAAUGAACCCAAAAGUUGAACAAAAUGUGUUCUUAGGUUCAGAGGGUGCUGAUAAGGCCAUUUUAGUGGAGAUAACACUCCCUGAAUGCUCAACAAAUCCUCAAGACCAGCAUGUCUUCUCAGAGAACACUGCUGGUAAUAAGGACAUGUUUGUGGAACCCCUGCCUCCAGACUACCCUGUCCAGACAUUGGCGAAGCUUAACUUCCAGCCACAGACUAUUUCCAGCAACCCAGGGAGUGCUUCCACAGAAUGGAGCGAUCCUGUGGAGCUGAUGCCUCCCAGACACAUAAUGGGCUCCUGGGUGAGCACCAGCUUUGAACAACCCUCUGCAAUUCCAGAGAGCACUGCUGUGGAGUGGGGAAACCCUACAGAGCCACUGCUUCCCAAAAUGUCUUCUCAGUCCCUAAGGAGACCAGUUGCUGAGCAAGAAGUCUUCUCAUGUUCGAUGAGCGCUUCUGAAGAAUGGAGUGGUCUUGUGCAGCUGAAGUCUUCUCUAUACACUUUGCAGCACUGGGUGAGCCCUAAAUUUGAGCAACAAACCAAUGCAGGUCCAGAGCCUUUACAGUGUUGCAUGAAAUCAGUAGUCAAACAACCAAUCUCUGCAGGUCUAAAGAGUGUUGCCAUUGAGGGGGACACUUCUACAGAGAUGCUGCCUCCCAGACAUUGGUCCAUUGUGAGACAUAAAAUCCAGAAAAUGAUGCCAACUUCUGAGAAUGCUGUUGUUGGGUGCAUUUCUGAGAGGCCACUGCCUAUCGAAUAUCCCACCCACUUCUCAAAGCCUAGCAUUCAAGAAAUAUCCUUACAUCCAGAGAACACUGCUGUUGAAGGAGGCAUGUCUAAGAAAUCACUACAUCCCAAGUGUCCUCAGUCAUUUGUGAAAUUUAUGGCACAGCAUGUCUUUUCAGAGAGCCCUAAUAUGGAGGAGCAGGUUUAUGUGGAUCCUCUGUCUUCUAAUCAACCUUCCAAAUAUUUGUUGAAGCCUACAGUUGAGCACCAAGUUUUCUCAGGUUGUGAGAGUGCUGAUAUCGAGGGAGACAUUUCUUCAAAGCUGGUGCCUGCAAAAUGCCCUUUACAGUCCUCGGGGAGGCUUGAAGACCCACAAGGAGUUUUCUCAUAUUCAGAAAAUGCUCCUGUUAAGUGUAGCUAUCCCCAAGAGCAACUGCAUCCUGGAUACCUUUCCGAGGCAUGGGGGAAGCUUAAGUGUGAGCAAGAAGUCUCCACAGUUUCUGAGAGCUCUCUUAAAGAAUGGAAGAGUUCUGAAGAGCAGCUGCCUUCCAGAGGCCCUAUCCAAGCUGAGGAUGGGGCUGAAUUCCAGCCACAGAUGUCCUCAUCAGGCUCAGUCAGUGUAUCUGUAGAGAGGAGCAGUGCUGAGAAUCGGUUGCCUCCCAGACACCCUUUUCAGGCUUUUGCAGACCCUCAAUAUAAGCAACAAGUUUAUUCAAGUUCCAUGAGUAUUGCUGCCAAGGGAAUCAUUGUUGAGAGCAAUCCUAGCAGCCAAGCCCUUCCAAGAGGUCCAGCUUCUCCAAGCAAAACUAGGGGACACAGCCAAGACUCUGAAGACCUCUUUAAGAACAUUUUGACUCCUGAUACCAAAUCUGUGAAGUUCGCCCUUGCUCCUGCCUGGCCACCAUCCACUUCUGGGGACACUUACACUAAGGAGGAUGUUCUUGAGAGUAGUGAUCAAAAUAACGACUAUUCAAAUUUAUCCAACAGUGAGGCUGAUGUUGAAAACCUCUUUGGAGUUCGACUGAAGAGAAUCCCUUCCUUAGAGAAGUACAAGAGUGAGGAACAAAACCAUUCUACCAAGCUUCCUUCACUCUCCUUAGACCCAGUUUCAUCUUACACAGACAGAGAACCACAAAUCAUAAGUGCUUCCCAAGGGCUCCUGGGCAUCUCCAAGAACCUUACCACAACAUCUGACAUUGCAGAGAAGCAAGAGAGCAAGCCCAAAUCUGACAGCAUGCUCAAGAAGAAACCUGAUUACAAGAUCCCAGGAAAGGCUCCUGGUAAACUAUCAGGUUAUGCCACCUUAGACCCAUCUUGGAUAACCAGGGUCAAGCAGAAGGAGAAGAAUUCCCCGACCCAGGCUCCUACGAAAGAGCUGAAUAUAGCUGGAGCAAAGGCUGACACUAAGGUGCCUAGAUAUGAGGGAGCUGACCUUGCAAAACAAAGCCAACAAAGAGAGAUUUCCACUUCCAACGUCAAUAGACAGGAGAAGAAGGCAGAGAUGAAGUUACCUGACUCUAUCAAAGCAGUAGGAUAUGAAAAUGAGGAGAUAAUUGAAGUGCUUGCCAUGAGAAAAGAAACCAGAAAACCUUCAGCUCAUCCAGCCAUGUUCCAAGAGCCAGAUGAGCCAAUCUGGUUCUCCAUGGCCAAGAAGAAAGCCAAAGCAUGGAGCCACAUAACAGAAACCAUGCAAUAAAUAGCUCCUGGGUGGAGCAUCAGCAUUUCAAAUGAUAA
Myotis myotis is the source of this 5066-nucleotide messenger RNA. RefSeq names its product KIAA1210 ortholog. The record is from RefSeq and is a predicted model, not a curated record. The transcript has 12 exons. Lineage: Eukaryota; Metazoa; Chordata; Mammalia; Chiroptera; Vespertilionidae. The coding region runs from base 1 to 5028 and encodes 1675 amino acids.